Bemisia tabaci is the source of this 2201-nucleotide messenger RNA. NCBI's taxonomy places the organism in Eukaryota, Metazoa, Arthropoda, Insecta, Hemiptera, Aleyrodidae. The record is from RefSeq and is a predicted model, not a curated record.
AUUUUCUCCUCGUGGGGAUAUUGUCUCUGCAGAACUUGUAAUCGUCUUGUUAUCAAUCAGAGGCUGUUGCCCCUGUUGCCAAACUGUAACUUUCGGCUCUGACUUUAUUUAGCAUCGAGCUUCGAGCGAUCGAUUCUUUGGAAGUCAAAGUCGUUCGGUAUCCUAACCUCAAUUUCUCCGUGCCGUUCUCUGUGCCUCUGCGUUCUCUUCUCUCAUCUCUCUCUUCCUCAAGCUCUUCCGGUUAGACACGACUGUUGGAUAUUUCCAACAUACAUUCACUCCUGACACUGAUGCAAGUCCUCGUAGGACUGACUCAUCAUACAUUUUACUAAGAGGCACAGAUUAUGACUCUUAUUUAUUUUUAUAAAUAGACUACGUCUAUCUUCAGACCCAAGGUCUCAAUUGUAAUCAGGAGGGAGAACCUGCAUUUUAUAAUUUAUGGAGUGUGUUUAUGAUGAAUCAUAUCCCCUACAUAUGGUCUAACCUGUGUUAAGUAUUCCAUAUUUAUUACCUCAAAAAUCGAGAUCCUCUUUUUAAAGGAGUCAGAAGAUCUACCAUCACAUUGUAAACACUUUCACCGUUCUAAUGAAGGCAUCACGUAUUAUGUCCAUCCUAAAAGUGGGUAAACAUACUUGGUAUGGAGUUGACUUCAGAGCCUAUCAAGUUAGCUGGAGGAGCCUCUUGCAGAACAAGAACGUUGAGAUGCUUCCCACCAACAGCUGAAUUUAUCAACUGAGGACAAUGUCGAGAGCUCGCCAACAGAAUCAUUGGGAAGUUGGAUGCAGGAGCUGAGUAUGCAAGUCAGGAUGACCAUCAAGGGUUGGCUGCGACCCUCCAGUCAUUAAAUGAGCUUGGUGAUAUGCAAGUCAGCAUUUUAGGAAAUUUACAAGAAACUGAACUGAAAACUUCGUUGAUUCAGCUGUAUGAGCACCUCCUGGAUUUUACUGUGUUUCAUGAAGGAGGUACUGAAAAUGACAAUGAAAAUGAAAUUCCACAACUACAGGAGAAUUCUUUUGUCUUAAGAAAUGGCAUGCCUGGAAGACCAAGCAUCAUUCUUGAUAGCAAUCUUGUUAAUUAUUACAACACAAAUGGUCUUAGCAAGAAGGAAAUUGCGAAAGCUUUCAAAGUGUCACGCAGAACCUUAUACCGUAAAGUUGGUGUUGCAAAAAUGCCCACAUUAAGUGAUGAAGAUCUGAGGAAUUUGAUCAUAGAGAUGAAAGAGGAAGAUCAAAGUUGCGGUCAACCAUACAUCACAGGUGAAGUCAGAGCUCGUGGUUACUACAUCUCUCGCCACAGGAUUCGGAAACAAUUAAGAAUUGUCGAUCCUGUUGGAAGUGUUCGAAGACGCCGAUUUAUUGCUAGAAGGAGGCGGUAUCGAGUUAGAGGGCCGAAUUAUUUGUGGCAUAUGGACGGAAACGAAAAGCUACAACUAGUGGGCAUGUACAUCCAUGGUCUUGUCGACGGGUACAGCCGUAAAUGUUUAUCUUUGGUGAUCUCGAACAACAAGAAAGCUGGUACUGUAAAGGAGGCGUUCAAAACAGCAACUCAGCAAUUUGGAUGGCCAAAAAGGGUCAGGAGCGACAAGGGUUUGGAAAACAUAGGUGUUGCAAGGUGCAUGCUAGAGCGCCGAGGGCCAGAGACGAAACCUUUCAUCACAGGUCGAUCGAUCCACAAUGUGCGCAUCGAAAGAUUUUGGAGAGAGGUCAAUAAAAUUACGGAACGCUUCAAGGUUUUAUUCAGAAACCUUCAAGAAAUUGAAGCUUUAGAUCUAAAUAAUGAAGAGAAUUUUUUUUAUUUGCAGUAUAUUUUUAUUCCUGUAAGUAAUUCAAAAGUUUUUAAGUCGAUUUGCAUUGCGAUGGAAUGCCUAUGACAUUAGAACUGCUAAAAACACCGCCCCUAAUAUUUUAUUCAACCGUGGUGAGAAAUCACCUGAUGUGGAGGGAGAGUUUGAAUCCUCAGAGGAUGACAGUGAUGAUGAUGAAAUUCUAUUGAACGAAACAGAACAACUUUGGCGCGAGAGAGCAGAAACACUUUGUCCAAACCCUGCAGAUUUCAGCGAGUAUGAAUCAGUUGAGAACUUCGUCAAUCUGUGCCAUAUUAUUUAGUUUAUGAAGUAACUUAAUUCCUCAUGUACAUAGAGGAAAAAAAGGAGGUGUUUGCAUUUCAGGCAUCUUGGAAUUUUUUGAUGACUUGAUGACGCA